CCCCAUAGCCCUGAUGCAGUGUGAUGUGAUGCAGUGAGUGUGGUGAUAAACAAAUAUCCCAUGAUGAUUUUCUUUGUUUAUUGUAGACUGUGAACACAUGCAGAAUUCCGAAUCCAAAACUCAAUCAAGCCGUUCCCCCAUCCAGCAAGGAUCCCAGCAUGGAGUCCAGGGGGACAGGUUGGGAAAUCGGUGCAGGAAGGCUUCCAGCAACUGGUGGGAGGUCCCGAAGUCAGCAGCGAUGGAUGAGGACAGUGGCUCACCGCCUCACUGCUCCCCCAAAACCACCAGGAGAUGCCGGGAGGAAGCAUGCUUGAAGAUGCCACAAAAAAACCAGCCACCCCGCAGAGCUCUGAAUGACACCGGCAACGCUUGGAAAAGGGGAAAUCCGAAGCGGCACACCCAGCCUGCCGCUUGGGACAGCAGGAACCUGCCCCCACCACAGAACGUCCGAACCUCUCUGGCCUCCUUUGAUGCCAUAUAUACCCCUAGCAAAGCUGUGACCCGAGGUCUUCCACAGCGCCCCCUACAGGACAAGUACACAGCACCCAGACGCAGCCUGUCCCCAGUGGAUGAUGUACCGGAUACCAUUGACAAGCUUGACAAUGAUCUGGAGCCCGUACCAUCGAUUCCGACUGUGAACCUGGUUAAGGCUUCAGUCGUGCAGACCAGCCGAUUGGAGAUGGCCAGGAACAGAGGGGCAAUGCUGUGCCUUGAUGAACAGUCAACAGAUACCGAAGGUUUGAAGGGAUUCAGGAGUGGACCAUCAUCAUUCAUUGAAGAGGAGGCCUCUGAGAAUACGAGAGCGCAGUUUCUUCAAAACGCCAUGGACAUCCCAUCAGAGGGUCACAUGUGUAACCCACCCCUGAGUCCCAUAAGGCUGCAGGUGGAGGACCGGGCAGAGUUGGUCAAGUGGCUGAACAGCGUGUGGUGCAGCCCAGGUGGCUCCCCUGUCAUCACUCCUGAGCACUUCCGGUGGUACGGUUACCACGGAAAAGCCAUGGGCUGUAGAACCGACCUGAAGAGCAACAUCUUUUCCAGUGGCAAGAUCCUGCUUGGGUCCUACAUGAAGAAGCCUCUGCAAGUGGACAGCCAGGCCCUGUCGGUUUACAACAUUCUGACAAGUUCCUUGAGCGUGAAGAUCAAUGGUGUGGAGAGCUGUGUUUCCUCUGGACAGACGUUCAUGGUGCCCCGCGGUCACCCAUUUGAGAUGAGGAAUCUGACCGCGGAGCCAGCUGUGCUGUUUUUCCAUCGGAUGCUGUCAGACGCCAUGUAGGGGGGGG
This is a messenger RNA of Paramormyrops kingsleyae, 1280 nucleotides long. The record is from RefSeq and is a predicted model, not a curated record. NCBI's taxonomy places the organism in Eukaryota, Metazoa, Chordata, Actinopteri, Osteoglossiformes, Mormyridae.